GAAGGAUCAGCUGCCACCAUCUGUACAGUCCCUUUGCCUCUUUGAGCCUCAGUUUUUUCGCCUGCAAAAUAGGGAUAAUUACACCUGUCUUGCCUACUCCGUGGAGCUAGCCAAUAGGAAAGCAUUCUGAAAACCAAACAUUUCCAUAGUAGAUGAAAGAAUAAAUGCCUAGCUUUCUGAACCCCUAACCUUCCACAGAGAGGGAAGGGAGGGAUCUGGGCGCUUAGGGAGGGCAGGGGAUGGUAUUUUCCAUCCAACUUCUAUCCUAUAAAGGUAACUAGAGAAUUCCUCGCCGCCUUCUUUCCUGUGUUCCUCCUUUUCAGGAUUUUUUUUUCUUUCCACUAACUAACUAUACCACACCCCAUCCAUGUUUAUCACUCUGCUCUCUAUCUUUCCUGCCACUCCUUCAUUACCACUUCUUCCUGCACCCUCGCCCCACUGCACUAGCGCAGCUGCUAGAGGAUCAGUUAAAUUCUCCCCUCCCCCCAACAGCCGGGUUAAUUGUGGCCUCAGGCGCGGUCCCCUUUGGGCCAGUCUGCCAAAACCGUCGGGAGGAGCUGGCCCGUUGGCGGAGACUUGGGGAAGGAAAUCCCGUCCAGUCCGGUUCCAAACAAAGAAAGUUAGUCUUCCCAGGACCUGCAGUCAACCUGCCAAAGCCAGAGCGGAGAUGAGACAGUGGGGGAGAGGCCCGACCAAGGGGAGGCGUGGAAGGGAAGAGAGGGGUGAGGAAGAAAAGGACGUGAACAGGAUGCUGAGGGAAUGGAGUAGGCACCUGUCUCUGGAAGGCCUGCAGAGGCAGGUUUGGGCGAUGCCGAGGUCCCCACCUGGCCAAAAGUCCCUUCACUUCCUCUCCAAGCCAGGGUGAGAGAGUUUGACUGAGGCUGAGCGUCCGUGGUGAAGUAAUGAUUAACCCUCUACGCAGCCAGGCCCUGAGCCAGCAGCCUGACCUGGCUUCGGUGGAGGGAGACAGUGCCGGUGGGCCCUGGAUGUCCCCGGCACUACCCGCCACUGCCACCGCGACGAAGGGGGCUGCGGAGGAAGGGGGCAGGCGGUCGCAAGUGGCGGCCAAAAGGGAACAGAGUGCUAGAAGGGGGGGGGAGCAACUCCAGAUUUGGUUUGCCAGGCAGACCAGGGGGAGCGAAAUAACCGCAGCCAGUGUACAAAGAAAGGAAGGGGCCAAAUCCGGGCGAGGAAGCUCGGCUCCGCAGCACGAAGGAACAGUUGGAGAGGGGCGGGAGAAGCCCGGCGGGCUGAGUUGUCCGGGAGUUGCAAGCAAGCACCAAAUCUAUUUCUCGGAUCCAUCCGCGCAGCCUGCCCUCCCUUCCUCCUCUUCCAGCAGCUGUGCGGUUGUGAGGAGAAGGUGGAGAACGCGCCAGAGCCGGGAGCGGGGCCUCGGACAACUUCCCCCACCCGCUGCAAGUCCCCAGCGCCCAGGCCGGGGCGCCCAGCAAAAGCUGCGAGAAAAAAGUAACGCAGCGAGAACCGCGACCGGGUGCCAGCGGAGGGCGCAUUUCCUGAACCUCCUCCCCGCGGCGACAGAGAGGCGCAACACAGAUUCUGCUAGUUCUAGGGGCCAGGCCCCCCGCACUGGGCUGCCCAGGCCUGCGACUGGGGAGACGAAACGGAAAGAAAAGGAGAAAGCGGGAAGAGGACGGGGGUGGUGCAGAAGAGAAGCAGAGAGGAAUGCAGAAUGGAAAUGUGGACUGGAGGAACGGGAAGGAGUCAGGGUGAAUGGGAGCGUCUCCCCUCUGGUCCGACGAGGACCCUGCGAGGACAAGGGCCGGGAGCGCCCCUCCCCCGGUCUCACUCAUUUCGAGCCCCUGUGCUCUGGCUCCCCCAGGAUGCCAGGCUGGAGAGUGAGAUCCAGCAGGGCCGAUGGAGGCCUCUGUGCGUGUGGGACCCAUGGUGAGGAGAUGAAGGCAUCCCUGCCUGUCAGGGAGCCCCUGGGAUGACAAAUGCCCCGAAAUUUUCCAACCUUUGGGACUUCUGGGGCAAUGGACACCCACUGUUUUCCUUUCUCCUUCUUCCCCUCAUUCCUGCCUGGUCCAGCCACAGAGCUGGACUAGAGGAAAGGCCUCUAGGAAGGAGAUGGGCAGUCCCAUCAAUCCCUACUUGUGCAUGGAGACAGAAUGAAACUGAUACCUAGAUCAGAAUCCUUUGGGCUGAGGAAAUUGGGAAGACAGCAACCAAGCUGGGCCAGUUCCCAGGGCACCAGGCAGUCAAUAAACCUGGGUCAGCUCUGUGAUGGACACUGGGGUUACAGAGGUAAAUCAGACACUGGCUGUGGUUUCAAGGAGGACAUUACCUGGUGGCAAAGAGAGCUAUAAACCAAGGAACUCUGCAAAGUGUCAAUAUACAGGCUGGAAGGGUGACGGGGAUACAGGGAAACACAAUUGAGGAAGUCAGAGAACACUUCCUAAAAGGGGAGGUGUCUUGCAAUAUGAUUGAUGUACACUAAGUGCAGGGGAUAGCUGGCUGACAAAGUCGUAGUCAGAAGGAAAUCAGGAGCAAAGGCCUGGGGAGGGGGCAACAACCCACCUAUUUGGGGAACUGCAAAGGAUUCUUUGAGGCCAAAAGGGGGGUAGGGGGUGAGGCAAGGGAAAUAAGGUUGGGAGGUGGGCAUGGCCUAGCUCAAGAAGCACUUUUGCUAAGGAGUUUUGAUUUGCUCCUUUAGGCCAUAGGAUAUCAUUGAAGGCUUUUAAACAGGGAAGAAAAAAAGAUCUGAUUUGGAGGGGAAAGACCACUCUAGAGGUGUGGACAGUGGGCUGGAGGUAGAGAGAAUAGAAGAGACUGGGAAAACAGUCUCAGCAAGAGAAGUGUGUGUGUGUGUGGGGGGUCUUGAAACAAACAAAAAAAAGCCUGAUGGGCCAGCCGAGUGGC
This is a messenger RNA of Hipposideros armiger (great roundleaf bat), 2880 nucleotides long. RefSeq lists its product as uncharacterized. The record is from RefSeq and is a predicted model, not a curated record. Lineage: Eukaryota; Metazoa; Chordata; Mammalia; Chiroptera; Hipposideridae. Bases 903 to 1952 code for a protein of 349 amino acids. The transcript has 2 exons.